Messenger RNA from Chinchilla lanigera (long-tailed chinchilla), 4917 nucleotides. RefSeq names its product transmembrane protein 181 (gene Tmem181). The transcript has 17 exons. NCBI's taxonomy places the organism in Eukaryota, Metazoa, Chordata, Mammalia, Rodentia, Chinchillidae. The record is from RefSeq and is a predicted model, not a curated record. Bases 214 to 1764 code for a protein of 516 amino acids. Gene Ontology annotation, molecular function: toxic substance binding.
UCCUGCCUUCGCUCAGCCCCCGGUGGGCUGGUCCGCGACCCCGGCCUGCCCCACCCCCACGAGCGCGCGCCGCGCCCAUCCCUCCGCCCCCGCUCCUCCCUCUCCGGGUCCCGCCCAGCGCGCUGGCGGCCCGGGUCCCCGGAGCUGGGAGCCGAGUGGGGGCGAGGAAGGCGACACGGCAAGCGGCUUGGCGGCGUGCGGGGCGCGGCGGGCAUGGACGCCGAGUACCCUGCCUUCGAGCCCCCGCUCUGCAGCGAGCUCAAGCGCCUGUGCCGCCGGCUGCAGGAGGCGUACCGCGAGCUGAGGGAGGACCUCGCGCCGAGCAGAGAUGACCGCUACUACAGGCUGGCGCCCAUGAGGCUCUACACGCUCUCCAAGCGCCACUUUGUCCUCGUGUUUGUGGUCUUCUUCAUCUGUUUUGGUCUGACCGUCUUCGUUGGGAUCAGAGGACCCAAAGUCAUCCAGACUUCUGCAGCUAAUUUUUCACUAAAUAAUAGCAAAAAGCUUAAGCCAAUCCAAAUACGUUCAAAUCCACUGUCCACGUAUAAUCAGCAAUUAUGGCUGACAUGUGUCGUCGAGUUGGAUCAGUCAAAAGAAACUUCUAUUCAGACAAGCUUUCCCAUGACUGUUAAAGUCAAUGGUGUGGCUCAAGAUGGAACCAUGAUGUACAUUCAUAACAAGAUUCACAAUCGGACGAGGACUCUCACGUGUGCGGGGAAAUGUGCAGAAAUCAUUGUGGCUCACCUUGGCUACCUGAAUUACACUCAGUACACAGUAACUGUGGGAUUUGAGCACCUGAGUCUCUCCAUCAAGGAGAUGAACUUCACAUGGAAGACAUACAACCCGGCGUUUUCCCAGUUGGAAAUUUGGUUCCGCUUUGUCUUUGUGGUGCUCACCUUCAUCGUCACUUGCCUGUUUGCACAUUCCCUGCGCAAGUUCUCCAUGAGAGACUGGGGCAUCGAGCAGAAGUGGAUGUCUGUCCUCCUGCCACUGCUGCUGCUGUACAACGACCCGUUCUUCCCCCUCUCCUUCCUGGUGAACAGCUGGUUCCCAGGGAUGCUGGACGAUCUCUUCCAGUCGGUGUUCCUGUGUGCCUUGCUGCUCUUCUGGCUGUGUGUGUACCAUGGGAUACGGGUCCAGGGAGAAAGAAAAUGUUUAACUUUCUAUUUGCCUAAAUUCUUCAUUGUUGGACUCUUGUGGCUGGCUUCUGUUACUCUAGGAAUAUGGCAAACAGUUAAUGAAUUACAUGACCCAAUGUACCAGUAUCGAGUGGACACUGGAAAUUUUCAGGGAAUGAAGAUUUUCUUCAUGGUGGUGGCAGCUGUGUACAUCCUGUACCUCUUGUUCUUGAUAGUGCGUGCAUGCUCCGAACUCCGCAACAUGCCUUACGUGGAUCUCAGGUUAAAAUUUUUGACAACAUUGACCUUUGUAGUGCUGGUUAUUAGCAUCGUCAUCCUUUAUUUAAGGUUUGGAGCACAAGUAUUGCAGGACAACUUCGUAGCAGAGCUAUCAACUCAUUACCAGAAUUCAGCGGAAUUCUUAUCCUUCUAUGGCCUGUUGAACUUCUAUCUGUACACUUUGGCCUUUGUAUAUUCUCCGUCGAAGAAUGCUCUAUAUGAGUCCCAGUUGAAAGACAAUCCUGCAUUUUCCAUGCUCAAUGACUCCGACGACGAUGUGAUUUAUGGGAGUGACUAUGAAGAAAUGCCGCUGCAGAAUGGCCAGGCUCUUCGGGCCAAGUACAAGGAGGAGUCAGACAGCGACUGAGCUGCAGGCUGUGGGCAGGACCCGGGGUCAGGCCCCUUCUCUUAGGGCCUCUGCCCUGGCCUUCCUCUCUACCCGCUGACGUUCAGACUUUUCUCACAGGCAAACCUUUCCUGCUCCUUAUUUGUUUACAUAUUUUUAAAAGAAAACCAAACCUGAAGGCAAACCUAAAUGUUCGGCCAUUUGUUGUCAAGAUGGCUCUGUCUGUUUGGGAAGAGGGGAUGAUAAAAAAUUAAAAAGCCAAAUCCUUUUAUGAAGAUUUCAGAUGAGACAGUGUUUUCAGUGGCAAGAAAAAAAUGUUAGUAGACAGAUUUAUGUAUUUUCUUUUCUUUUUUUAAAUGGUUUACUAAUUCCCGACUCACGAACGGCAGUGCUCCACCAUGGCAGUGUUACCCUCCCCUCUUCCUGCCGUCCCUCGCUUCCCCACGGUACUGCUUUGUAUUUUGUUUUUAACAUUUUACAUCAGAGAGAAGCCUGUUGCUGUUGCUGCCUCCGGGCAGUCCUUGCCUGCCAGUGCUCAGGGCCCGGGAUGCCCGGGCACCUGGAAAGACGACAUUGACUGCGUCUGGUGAGCCAUGUAAAGUGUCGGAAUGGCAAGCGGCCAGGCUGCGGCCCAGCACCACCUGUGAGGCAGAAGUGACGGUACCAUGGUGAUCCGAGCAGGGUUAGAGAAACUGAGCAGGGCGCGGCUGAGACAAUGCACAGCGACCAGCUCUGUGGGCAAGGUCUCGUGCGUGGUGCUUCCCAAGGCUCUCUGUGCACGUGUGUGCCCGCACGCGGGCAGGAGCGCGUUUCCUGUGGCUGACGAGGCAGUAGUGGUGGGUAGAGGUGGAUUCCCAUUCCAGUAAAUAGUAAUCUCUCCAAUUCUGUUGAACACAAACCCCAUAGAGCUUUUUUUUUUUAAAUAAAGGCUACAAGAAUGAUUAAUAUUACAGAUUCUUUAUUACCUAAAAGGUUUUCAGUUUUCAUAUUUAGAAACUAGGGGAAAAGAAUGUAAAACAUUUUAAGUGGCUGUGUAGAGGUAACUUGUCUGGAAGUCAUUUCCUGUCAUCGGUGAGUCCUGCAGGGAUCAGGUGAGUAGAUGUGUUGCUCAGAGGCAGAGAGAUGUCUCUGAUGCUGGUGAAAGUCUGGCAUCGGAGAAAGGCCUGAGACUGCAGCUCCUUGCUGUCAGACUCUGGAUAGUUUCCUGCACUCCUCCCUGGCCGUGCACAAUGAUGUCUGUGUUAACACAGUGUAACUGUAGUCAUCCUGCCUGCUGCCGUCUCAGUGAACGCAGAGGCCUGGGACCUUGAGCUCUUCAGGGACCAACUCUAUUCCCUCCAUCUAUGCACCAACUCAGAAUUCCACUCCAAGCUGCAGGUUAGUCCACUAGGUGGUGCCCAGACCCUAGAAAUGCUUGGAAGAGACCAUUCAUUAUGACUUCUUGUGCUUUUAUGUUUUAUUUUUUGGUACCGGGAAUCGAACUCACGACCUUGCACUUGCUGUGGCGCUGUGCCGCUGAGCUAUAUCCCCGGCCUGACUUCUUGUGUUUUUAAUGAUGAUAUACUUAAAUGUUGACUCCAUUUAUAUUUGUUUUAAAAACCUUGUAAAUAUGAAUGUUUGAGAACUGUAGAAUCGCAAGGGUAAUUGAAGUUUACAUGAUUUUUACAUUUGCAAUGCUGUGAUGACUUUUUGAUUCUGUGUACUCAGAGGUAUUGAAAAAAAUGUUUCUGUUACCAAAUUUUUACAACUUCUAAUAAGACUACUUCCCUUGUAAAUAAUUUUACGUGUACUGAGGAAGACUGACCCGUGCUGAUUAACAUAUUCUAUUUAUGUGGUGUAGUUGAGAUGCUUUAAUCAUUAUAAAAGAACUGUCACUGAUUUGAAAUGCUGUUGUUUUAUCAGUAAAUGUAAAGAUAUUUGAGGCAUUUAGCCAGAUCACAGAACUUUUUAAACAUUGUUUUAUAGUUAAUUAUAAACUUAAGACUAGUAUCCUCAUACUUUGAUUUUUAAAAAACAUCAGUGCUGUAAAAGAUGAGAGUAUUUUUGUUGGAACAAGAAAAAUCUACAAAGGAAGCAUGUAAAGAUAAUUAUUAAACCAUUUGUUUCCAAUUUCUCAUCUAUGAUGCAUCAUGUAAUUGUAUACUCUGUGUAAAAGAUUGCUUACAAAGCAUUUAGCAUGUGGAAUAUAUCCCAUAAGCAUAAGUUAAAAACACUGAAGUCUGCCAGAAACUUUUGAUAGUAAGGGGAAAAUUGUUUUGUUUGAAGGUAUUAUAGUUUUGCAAAUUUAAAUUAUAAAUUCAAAGGCCUGACUUGAGUUCUUUCAUGGUAAUGGCUUAAAUAGCAUUAUCUUUGGGAUUCUUUUAUAUUGGCCCAGUCUAGGGGAACCUGGACAAUGAACAGAGCAAUUUCAUAGUUUCCCUAGGGAGAGCUUCAUUAUCCACACGGAUAAUAGGUCUGCUUGAUUUAUUAUUAAAUCAUUAUAGUGGGAGGUGGUGGGGUUUUCUCUCAAGCCCCAUUUGAAAGGGUACAGAAGAGGAUAGAUACAAUAUAUUUAAGUCUUGUACGGUGGUCGUUGUAUACAACUGCAAUAAGUAAGCCCACCCACUGGAUAAGUUACGGACAUGUCACCAGCCUUACUAUUUUAUGAACUACUUAUUGAAGGCACAGUUAUGAUAAAUAGAUUAUAAUAUGGCCAGUAACAUUUCCUGAAUCCUUUCACGGAGAAACAUGGGCAUCCAUGAAAGGGAUCAUUAAAACAGACUUCUCUAUGAACAUUUAGUAAAGACUAGAUUUAAGACACUCAAGUGUAUUUGUGUACUUUGAAGGUUUUAGAAACCAAUUGCCUUAGAAGUUUGAUUGGGUGAGGGGGUCUUUUCCCAAGGCCAAAGGACGUUGCUGUAGUCUGUGACAACUUGUUGAGCAAUUUUAUCUUGAUGUUUUGGAUCUACUGGUAAGUGUAAUAACUUACUAUGAAAAAGGAUUUUCUUCUAUUAAAAACUGCCUUUUUACAAAAAGACUAAAUAUUUGUAAAAAAACAAAAAAAAAAACACGUAAAGCUGAGAAGGGAAGAGAACUGUGUACCCGGUUUUGGAACUGUCAGUGGAGCAUAGUGCCACCCAGUUGGAGUGGUUGUAAACAAUCACACAAAAGCCAAUAAAGUUUAUUUAUGACAAA